AUGUUUUCAAUAUCUAAUACCGUUACAGUUACAUUUAUUUUAACUUUGAGUUGCAGUUUAAAAUAUGCAUCUUCAAUUCUCUGCUACGAUUGCAACAGUGCAUUUGAUCCUCGCUGCGGGGAGGAGUUUGAUUCCUUCAGUUUGGGAAUAGUCAACUGUUCUUUACGAGAUCCUUUGGAGCACCUCCCUCCUAUAGAACCUACGUUGUGCCGCUCAAUCAAAAUGGAAAUUUACGGAAAAGUCCGCGUGGUACGGCAAUGUGGCUACAUAGCUGAUGAAGAUGCUGAGGAAAAGUCAUGUCAUAGACAAGCCAGUACGGGAGACGUUUUCGUCACUUACUGUUCGUGUACCACAGAUCUCUGCAACUCAGCGCAUUCAAUUAAUACUCAAAAGACAUUAAUACAAACAGCUAUGUUAUUCUUCAUUAGCUUGUAUAUUGUUAUUUAG
This is a messenger RNA of Achroia grisella, 447 nucleotides long. RefSeq lists its product as uncharacterized. The coding region runs from base 1 to 447 and encodes 148 amino acids. Gene Ontology annotation, biological process: sleep; positive regulation of voltage-gated potassium channel activity; regulation of synaptic transmission, cholinergic. The record is from RefSeq and is a predicted model, not a curated record. Lineage: Eukaryota; Metazoa; Arthropoda; Insecta; Lepidoptera; Pyralidae. The transcript is spliced from 3 exons.